UUGUUAUUGUCGUCAAUAUCUUCACAGAUAAGCCAACACCAGAUCAGCAAAGUGUUGUUGUCUAUUAUAGACUUGUUAUGGCCACCGGUUCCUCGUCUCCCUACCUCAACCAUCUGUCACAUCACGAUCAGCACAUAAUGCAAGCCGUGGCCACACAGAACAUGUCCUACGGGCGCGAACCGCCUGAACUUAAAUAUAUGCCACACCAUACCCAGAGUCCAAAUGGACACGCGCUCAGUGCCCAUCAUCAGUGGGCUGUGGGAUUGCCUUCACACACAACAGACAACAUGAGUCCGUGGACACCGACGGCCAUUCACGGUCUGCAUCAUCAGGACAUCAAACCGAAUGGACCGUCGAGUGCCGAUCUGCACGCGUCAAUUCACGCGCACCACCGGACGCCACAACACAUGGCAUCGUCGCAUCCGUGGCAUCCGUCGUCACUUCACGCCUCCUCAGCCCAUAUGACCGCAAUGACCCCUCACAGUAACGGCUCAUCACCUCUACAACAUCACGGCUACGGCAUGAACGGUAUGUUAGCCCAUACGGGACAGGGCAAUGGUCCCUCACAAGUCCUACACCCGGCCAUGAGAGGCGACCUCAGUCUUCAUAAUGAACUGUCGCGACUGGACGGUCGGCUCGAUGACAGAGGUUCGGUAGGUCUGCAUCCCGAUCACAGACACUCGGAAAGUGCUGGCGAAGAGGAAACGCCAUCGAGUGACGACUUGGAACAGUUCGCCAAACAAUUCAAACAAAGAAGAAUCAAAUUAGGCUUUACUCAGGCAGACGUUGGUCUGGCGUUGGGAACCCUUUACGGCAAUGUCUUCUCUCAGACAACGAUUUGCCGCUUCGAAGCCUUACAAUUGAGUUUCAAAAACAUGUGUAAACUGAAGCCAUUACUCGCCAAAUGGUUAGAAGAGGCCGAUUCUACUACCGGUUCCCCGACCAGUAUAGACAAAAUUGCCGCACAGGGACGCAAACGCAAGAAGCGCACUAGUAUUGAAGUGUCGGUGAAGGGCGCCCUCGAAACACAUUUCCAUAAACAGCCGAAACCGUCGGCUCAGGAGAUCACGGCUUUGGCCGAACAUCUGCAGCUCGAGAAAGAGGUGGUACGGGUCUGGUUCUGCAAUAGACGACAGAAAGAGAAAAGGAUGACUCCACCGAACGGUGCAAUGGAUGGCUCAAUGAUGAUGAGUCCACACGAUAGCAGUGGUGGCCACCACACCAGUCCACUACAUCAUCCACACUCACACAGCCCUCCCUAUUCACCACAACCUCAUUAUUGACUAUAAACUAUAUGACAUAUGAACUCAAUAUAAUUACUGUAAGAAAAAUACAAAACAAAAUGAUUUA
Messenger RNA from Oppia nitens, 1350 nucleotides. Its product is annotated as POU domain, class 3, transcription factor 4-B-like. Bases 78 to 1283 code for a protein of 401 amino acids. Gene Ontology annotation, biological process: regulation of transcription by RNA polymerase II; brain development. Gene Ontology annotation, molecular function: RNA polymerase II cis-regulatory region sequence-specific DNA binding; DNA-binding transcription factor activity, RNA polymerase II-specific. The transcript is spliced from 2 exons. The record is from RefSeq and is a predicted model, not a curated record. NCBI's taxonomy places the organism in Eukaryota, Metazoa, Arthropoda, Arachnida, Sarcoptiformes, Oppiidae. Gene Ontology annotation, cellular component: nucleus.